AGACGCAGUUGGACAAGAGAGACCCUUCACGAAAUGCUGUCCUCAAUCGUUACAAACACCACAAAAAUCUCAUCUUUCAACGUUAGUUUUAAGAAACCACCAUCUUUUCCAUCCAAUGUUUCACCUUGCUCUCAUGAAUUCUCUCUCCUUUCCCUUUCUUUAUCAGGAAUUUGCAGGGCUAGUCAAGUUGUUGAUUUGUUUCCAACCGUGUCCCCUGAAGUUAUUGUCCGUGAGGCAAAAUUAGAGGACUAUUGGGGAGUGGCAGAGACUCACUGCAACUGCUUCUUCCCUGAAUAUUCAUUUCCAUUAGAUUUUGCGUUGCGGAUAGAUAGAUUAGUGGUGGCUAUGUUAGCAGCUAUGUUAGCUGGAUUCUUUAGGCCAAGAGAUUGCAGAAGAAUAUGUUUGGUGGCUGCUAUUGGCAGCUCAAUUGAUGGCAAAUUCAACCUCAACAAGGGAUAUGUGGCUGGUAUAUUAACAGUAGACAAUGUUGCAGACUUUCUACCGAGAAAGGGGCCGCGGCGACAUAGAAGGACUGGAAUUGCAUACAUAUCAAACGUGGCAGUUAGGGAAAAUUUUCGGAGGAAGGGAAUAGCAAAACAAUUGAUAGCAAAGGCAGAAUCUCAGGCCAGAAAUUGGGGCUGUCGUGCUAUUGCAUUGCAUUGUGAUUUGGACAAUCCUAUGGCCACAAUGUUAUACCAAGGCCAAGGUUACAAAUGUAUUAAGGUGCCAGAAGGAGCAAAGUGGCCUCAGCCAAAGACCUCACCAGAUAUCAGAUUCAACUUCAUGAUGAAACUUCUCAAAAACUAAGAAGCUUCUAUUUAGACAUUUCAGGAGGAAGUAUUAUAUACUGUACAACAUAUUAUUAUUAUAAAAAUAGCAUAAGAAGUGUUUGAAGGGAACUCUGUUAUUUGAAUUUGUAUAUAAUGUAAAUACAUGAAUUACAUAGAAAUUGCAUGUUUGAAUUC
Molecule: messenger RNA, 965 nt
Organism: Abrus precatorius (Indian licorice)
Lineage: Eukaryota; Viridiplantae; Streptophyta; Magnoliopsida; Fabales; Fabaceae
Exons: 3
Coding region: 34-807 (257 amino acids)
Biological process (GO): N-terminal protein amino acid acetylation
Cellular component (GO): chloroplast
Molecular function (GO): N-acetyltransferase activity
Source: RefSeq, a predicted model, not a curated record